CGUCAGACAUGCGUCAUGGCAUAUCCGCAUGGCAGGCGGAAGCACAUGGAAGUUUCCGCUGUUUGUUGACGCGUGAAGUGUUCGCCUGGUCGAAACAGUGUCUGUAAGCGCACGUUCUGUUAUAGAACAGAUGAUAUGGAACGUUUGCGGUUUGUCCGGUUCAGGUCGGAAGCGAGUCUAAGAGACGGCUAUCGCCCGCCAGUUCUGUCACACGGAAGUGCGUAGAAUACGCCGAAUUUUUGGUGCAUUCAUUGCCAUUUUUACUUCUUUAUUAUUCUGUUUCCCCACGUGUAAGGAAACAAAUCAGACGAUCGUCUGGCUGACCUCCCUGCUAUUGCUAUUUUUGCGUUCUCUAUAUGUCUCCCUGGACGUCGCAACUCGCGAGCGCUGCAUAACACUUCCACUGCGACAUUGUACAUGUGCGCUUGGUUGGUUCGAGAGUAUUAGGCGCAGUGUAAAAAAAAAUAUGCAGCCAGUGCAGCGGAAAAUGACGAUAUUUAGCCUUACGGUCCGUGACAUCGCCAAGAGCGACAGGACACCCUCUGACGAGCCAGAGCUGGCGGUGUGUAUGAGUGUGCAGCUGCCUGUCGCGCCUCUGGGAAUUCCACUCCCCGUUGAUCGUACGCGCGAAGUACAGCGAAGGGACACGCGGCGCGCAAGAAUAGCUCGCCGAGCGCACACUCCGUGGGACUCCCGCUGAGCCGGCGGCGCGUAGCAACCCGUUCCGUUCGGCGCUCCUGAACCCCAGGGCCGCAGUCGCGUAUUCCUUCCUCUCUCGGUUCAGCCGGGCACGUCACCGGACUUGGCCACGCAGGCCCACCACGUGCGGGCCAGCGCUGCCUGAUGACUGCCCGCGUGUGCGCUGCGCGGGUCCGCUCGAUCACCGUCACCCACGAGCAGCAUUUCCGUCGCUGCACUUCGUUGUCCUCGUUCGUUCGGCUUUCGCGUGCCAAUGACGUUGCCGAAUCGCCGGACAAUGGGCUGGUCGAGUUGUGAUGCGCGGUACGUUCAGCCUGGUGCGUUCUGCAUCAUCGGCCAUUGCUGUUCGCGCUGAACUGCCCUUUCCCGAGCGGACGUUGCAUCGUACAUUAUCAGUGAAAACCCAUCAUGCCCGAAACAGCGCCGUGGCAGCAAGAGUGCCUAUAGCGCAAAGCCACCGUCGCGAGCCCUGGCAGCUUCCGAUCCACCAGCCUAGCGGUCUUAGCGCGGCGUGGACCCCGCGCAUGGAGUGGGCCGGUGACGUCAGCAACGAUGGUGGUACCCACGACAGCUGCCAUGAAUCGCUACUCGGCGGACUGUGCCGGUCUUGUUGGCGCUAUGGCGCCCGUGAUGUGCGAGUUGUCACUGCGAAUCAGGGGCUUUUCGGACAAGUCAUCAACGUCACAUGACUACUACAAUGACGAGGCAUUCAAUCUUGAGGAUGCUGUCAACCACAAUGACGACACUAUGGUGGUCUUCGAUUUUCCUGUAACACCUCGUCGAACACGUGAAGAGGAUGUUUAUGAAGACUUAUGCUACGUCACCCUACGGGUGAAUGAGGUUCCUGCAGCUGCUCCUACUGCACCUUUAGAAAAGAGAGACUACUGUAUCAAAGAGCUCAUAGAAACUGAAAAGAACUAUAUUGAGGCCCUCAAUAUGAUUACACGUGAUUUUAUGCGCCCUUUGAAAGAUGUCCUGACACCUGAAGAAAAUGAGAUUAUUUUCAAGCACAUCAAGGAACUUGCAGAAACUCAUACGGGCUUCCAUGCAGACCUGCAUAAAGCUUGCUUAUCAUCUCAGCACCUCAAAAUAAGUGAAUGCUUUCUUCGCUGGAAGGAUAAGUUUAUUGUGUAUGGCGACUACUGCUCCAAUCUACCUAAGGCUCAAGAACAAAUUGACGAGCUUUGCUCUAAAAAACAGCUGGUCAACCAAUGUGUUUUGAACUGCCAGCAAAAGGCAAACGAUGGAAAAUUUAAACUACGUGACCUACUUUCUGUUCCUAUGCAGAGGGUUCUAAAAUAUCACUUGCUAUUGAAGGAGCUUAUGAAGAACACUGCUGAGUCACAUGAAGACUAUAACGGUUUGGAAAAGGCUCUGCACACUAUGCUUGAUUUGGCUCAUUAUAUUAAUGAGGUGAAGAGGGACAAUGAGACUCUGCAAAUUAUUGCUGACAUCCAGGCUAGCAUCACUGAUGUGGAUUUGCCCCAAAACAUGGAAUUGAAAGACUACGGAAGAUUAUUGAAAGACGGAGAACUGAAAAUUAAGUCGCAUGAUGAUAACAACAAAAUUAAAAAUAGAUAUAUUUUCAUUUUUGACCGAAUGAUGCUAAUGUGCAAGUCUACUAAGAUCAUGGAUAAACUUUUUGGGGGAGAGCAGUACAUCUACAAGUCUUCCCUGGCUCUUUGUGACUACAGGCUCGAGAAUGCACCAGCCAAUGCAAGAAUGGCAACUCGAUAUUACUGGUACCUGGUCCAUGUUGAGAACAGAACAGCUUACACGAUGUAUGCUAAAACAGAAGAAAUGAAAAAGAAGUGGAUUGAGGCCAUUGAAAAGGCAAUGGACAACAUUAACCCAUCGGUUGCCAAGUACACAGACCACCAGUUUAUGAUGCACACAUUCAAGGUUCCCACUUACUGUGCAGACUGCAACAAGUUGUUACCAGGAAUUUUCUUCCAAGGCUAUAAAUGUACAGUCUGCGGUCUCGGUGUACAUAAAGUUUGCAUUGGAACUGUCCGGUCCUGUGGUGCCCCCAGUCUGCCUCCACGGCCCAGUUCCCACCUUGGUUCACAGUCCUCAACAGAUGAGCCUACAACUCCCCCACGGCCACAUCAUGACCAUGGAGCCAAUGGGAUUCGCUUUUCAAUUUCUAUAGCAAAGGCCAAGCAGUCAUUCACCAGCUCCAGCCCUGGGUACCUGUCAUUUGCUGCUGAUGACAUCAUUGAAGUUCUCAGAAAAAUCAGUAGUUCCAUUUGGGAGGGCCGCCUACAAAGGACAGCAGAAGAGGGCUUUUUUCCUGCUGCAUGUGUUGAAGAGCUGGACAAGCGGGGCUCAUACGAGUGCCCAGCACCCCUGGGCAGGAGCUACAGCUCAGGACAGCAAGGCAUGCAGUCGUGUGCACCUCCCUUACCCCCAAGUCGCGACGGCUACGUCAACCUCAACCUUGAAGAGUAUCCCUGGUUUGCUGGCACUAUGGAGAGAGAAGGUGCUACUGCCCUGCUGGAAAAGUCACCCAGUGGCACCUUCCUGUUGCGCAUAAGUGCCAAGCAGAAUGGUGGCUAUGCUAUCAGCAUAAAUUUUGACAACCAAGUCAAGCAUAUGCGGGUCUGCUAUGAUGACAACCAGUUUUACCUAUCUGAGACGAAAAUGUUCCGAAGCAUAGUGGAGCUAGUUUCAUGGUACGAGACUCAUAGCCUGUCGGAGAGCUUUAAGGGGCUUGAAAUUUCCCUUCUCAUUCCAUUUAAAAACGUGGUCAGUGCACCAAUCACAAAUGGAACAGUGGAACACUUGGGGCAUGCAGUGGCAUUGCACAACUUUCAGCCAACAACAGAAAGCAUGCUGGGUCUGGUCAAAGGUGAUGUGGUCACAGUGCUCAGCAAAGCAGGCCAAGAAAAAGGCUGGUGGAAAGGUCAAAUUCAGGAGCGUGUUGGCUACUUUCCCUGGCAGUAUGUGCAAGAGCUUCCAGCUACCAGCACAGAGUGCUAGCUCGUCUGCUUGCCACUUCAAAUUCUGCUAGAAGUUUGUGGCUGCCCAUUUAUGGUCACAAAUUGCAGAGAGCAAUAGGAGCAUGCGUGGCUAGCAAUUGUGUAUUUAAAGGUGGAACAGAUACUGUGGAUUUAAGAGUGAACCUUAUUUUAUGUUAUAAGCAAAUCAUGUUGCACAUGGAAUAUUGCUCUGUUUGUGUGAUUUCUGCUUUGUUUCUUUUAAAUGUCUGCAGCAUUCUUUGAAGCACAAUAAGGGACACAAAUUGGACAUGCAGUAACUUUUUUUCAAUGUUAUGCUGUCUCAGUGAUGAUUGUGUGUAAAUGAUUGUGUGUACCUCAGUAUACUUGACAACCAGGCCUUAUUUCUUAAUCCAUUUUGUUUUUAACUUCAUCAGUGAAAGUUCAGUUCAUGAUUUUUUUUCCCCCUUAGGUGUUGUUUCCUCACAUCAGUCAUACCAUUUUGACAGACCGGUUAGCCAGAAGGUGUAGUGCUAGAGAGAACACCUUUCUGGGUCAUGUAAAUAAGCUCUCUAAUCGCCCUUCCCUCCCGAACCCCAUUAAGGACUUGCAACUUGUAGUGAAAUUACAUAUGCAGUUUAUCAUGCAUAUAAUCUUGCAAACUUUCAGUCAUGAUGAAGUGAGCCCGUGUGUAGAGUCUGCAAAAUUUUGAUGAUGAACUGGCACUUAUGCUAUUAACUUUUGUUGAUUAUCCACCUGGAAUGUAGCUGGUAUUUUUUAACUGCUGCCAAUAUUUUCAUGCAUUAUUGAACUUGAUUGAUUCGUGACCAUUCUGGGUGUGAUGAAGCAGGCAUACUAAGCCAAGCACUUGGGUCAUUGUGAACAAUAAAUACAAGUUUACAUAGACAGCUUGUAAAUUGCACUGGUGGUUGGCAGCCUGCCCAUAGGGCGACACAAUCAAGUUUCUAUAUGUAGGCCACAUUUUUUUAGAAUCUCUUAUCUAUUCAUGCCUUUUUUUUUCCUAUCAUCCACUGUUGUGAAGAUGCCUACAACAAAGAAAAGACAUGCCAGUCAUAUAACAUGAGCAUUAGCCAUUGAGCUUGCUCAAUGAGCAUUGUAAAGCAUGCGACCUGAUAACUAUUCUGCAAUUAUUGCCGUCACAACGAAUAUAUCAUGUUUUGAUAGAAUGUGCUUUGUGUUAAUCCCAUGUCCUGUAUUAUGAGUGAGAAAAGUUGAUGCAGGAACCUCAUUUUUAGUGCUCUUGUAGUGUAUUUAAGUGUUAACUCUCAUAACCUACCAUGUAUGUCGUUGGCCUAAUGCGGUUACCAAAAAACGCCAGCAAAAAAGGAUAAGAGCACAGGAAAUAGAAAUGUAGACAGGGCAGCACCCAACAUUUACCUUUAUUUAAGAAAAUUUAUUUUAUUUUAAAAAAUUGUCAUUCAACAAUUGAGAUAUUAAUUUGCUAUCUUGCCAUGAAACCGCAUACUUAUUGUGGAUAGCAAACCUGCGCAUGAUUGCUUCAAUGAAUGGCUGUUUUAAAAAUUUUGAUGUUUGUCCACUGCUAUCUUGUCGGCAUUCUGCUUCUUGUGCUCUCAUUUCCUUUUCAGCCUUGUUUUCUCGUAUUUCUCUGCAGUCGUGUAUGAGGUUGUCCACUUCUCAUUACUUGCUGUGGUCUUUCUGGUUGUCCAGUGAAUCCCUCCUAGUCAUGGCUGUUAGUCUUUUUUUUUUUAUCAGCUUUUAUAUUAUUUAACUCUUUUAGCUUUUUUGAUGGCUUGUACUAAUGAAUGUUAUGCUACCUAGUUCUAUCUUAUCUGCAUUAGAUGUUCUACUAAAACCACUGUUCCGGUUAACAUUGAAGUUUGAAUGGUAAGUUUCGUAUGGAAGGUUUGGCUGCAUCAUUUUGCUAUUUCUGCUCUACCACGAGCUUAAAUGCCGCUCAUUUUUGUUGAACAAAUAUAUUUGAUGUUCCAGAACAGAUAUUCAAAUUCUGUAGCAUAUAACAUGAAUGAACAAAUCUUUUGCCAAGUGUAUAAAGCAUCAUUAAUUUUUAUCAAAGUAUUUUUGGCCAAACUAAACUGGUGCAUGAGGGCCCCUUGCUGUGUCCCAACGUUGGAGGGAAAAAAAAAGGUUUGCUCACCUGGCUGUUAGGUGCAGCUGACACAAUCUGUGGCUUUAGAAUUGUUGUACUGUUACUUCAGAAGGCAGAUUGGUGCUAUUGUUGCUCACAAGUCCAUCAUUGAAAUGAACACAGACCUAGCCAAAAAAAACUCUUCAAUGAUGAGAAUUGUGUCUGUCUUUGUGGCUGUUUAUUUGCCUUGGGUGUUGCUUCUGGCCACAACUGUACAGUGUCGAAAGCUUUGCUAGGCCAGUCACCACUAGAAGAAGGCUGAUCAUAGUUAAAGGAGUACUGGCAUGACAUUUUCAACUCAUCAUUUUCCUGUAUUUAAUGAAGGUCUAAGCUCUAGUAAAAAUAGUGGCAAGUGUCGGGGCACUCUAAAUAAUUUACUAUAAUAAUUGUCUCUAUAAAAUAGUUCCAGUACCCAGGAGGUGGAAGUGUCAUGAUACACUGGCUCACUUCGUUCUUGCAAUCGCUGCAGCUGCCACACAAGAGUGCAGCCAGAAGAAACAUGCGCAGCACUAUUUUGCUUUUUUUAUGAGCAACAUCCUCAUACCUAGGCUUAUGGCUACCCGAUGUCAGCAAAUUUAGCUGUGCCCUGAUGUCACAAUGUCGAUGACACCAGGUCUGGCAUUUCUAGAUCAACUUUAGUACCAAAUCAGUACACUUGUUCACAGGCCUUCAUACUUCAUGUCACCCUUUUACAUGUGAGAAGUGUAAGGUAUAGUUUCUACAACUCUGAAAAUAUCUGUCAGUACUUCUUUAACCAGAAAACAGCGACCCUCCUCUGCACUUUCUUUUGCAUCAUCUAUACGAGCUGGUUCUUGCAAGUGUGGCCACUUCCUUGUGCUGCUGCAAGUAACUGAUAUUAUGAGUGAGCCGGUGAAAGUUGCAACUCCCCUUAGUGUAGGCACUUGUGUGAUGUACCUGAUCUACUCUUUUGCUGCAGCCAUUGCCGCAGUGUGUAGCUAAGCCUGUAUUGGCCCGCCGACUCCAUCAAAGGUGCUGUGCAACCAGCCCUUCUUUCGGGUGUCGUGCAGUGCCUGUACUAUUGCUGUUUCGCACUCCAGAGGGAUCACAUUUAGCUUGCCUGCCACAAGUGUACCUGCUCUACUUCUUCAUUACUGGCUCGACCUUUUUUUUCUUUUUUUUUUAAGGGUGAACACUACAGCAACUCUGCUUUCUUGACCUUGCACCCUUGCACGACCUUGUUGUAGUGCAUAUUGCAGAUAUUCUUGUGCACCUGUUGGAGGCUUGUAGUUUUACUCCUGUGUGUCGGCCUGCCGAGAGUCUGGCAAAGAAACUUUCAGUGUAACAUGUCCGAGAAAGCAUGUGAAAUUUCCGUUCCCCUCUCUCUGUAAAUGUUACAGCUGUCAAAACUCAACCUGUGAAUGCCGUGAGCUGCAGGUUGCAUUUUUGUGCUGCAUAAGGUACAUCCUGAUAGUGUCUAAUCGCACAGCUUAGAGAUCACCCCUGUAUACCUGACAUUCAUUCUCAAGGUGCCAUUGGCAUUGACAAUGCACUUUUUCUGUAUAUAUGCACACAUAGAUGUUUAGCUAUUGUAUUGUGACAACUAUUUUGUGCUAGAAAAACAUCAUAUUCACUGAAGCAUGCUUGAGCAAAAUAGUUACCAGUGAUGUUAGGUUCUCUACAUAAAGAAAAAGGCUAGUGGCUUGAUGUUCCACUAAGAAAAUACAGGUUACCAUUAUUUGUCUAUUUUCUUGGCACAAUUUCCUGCAAUGAAUACUGUGUUACAAAAGAACACACCAACAUACUGCACUCUCGUGCAAACCUUGCCUGUAAUCUUGUCGAUAUUGUUAGAUGCACACUAUGUUAUAUGUUCUUCUAGACAGUUUGAGUGCUCGUAGGUCUGUUAUUUGAAGAUAUUCAAAGGGUACUCCUGUUUUAUCUUUUCUACAAGUUUUUAUUUGUAGUGAUGGUAUUUUAUGAUCACUGAGUGAACAAUCACUUGGAAUUUAAAUUUUAAAGUAUGAAAAAGCAUGUUUUGUAGCAUUUGGUAAAGUCUGGAAAAAAAAUAUUUUUAGGCAGAUAGAGUGUGCCAUUUCUUUUAGCCUCAACAUAGUAUAAUUAUACUGUAACAGCAGAUCAUACGUGAGACAAGUCCCAGCUAGUUCUUUGAACAAUGCUCUUACAUGUGUGGUUAAAGCAGUACUGACGUGACAUUUUCAACUUUUCAUUUCUUGCAUGAAGGUUCUGGAAUUCUAAAGUCUAUAAAAAAGAUACUGGCAAGCAUUGGAGUGCUCCAAAUAAUUUAAUAUAAUAACUUUCUCCCAGGAGGUGCAUGUGUCAUGACACAGAAGGUGGUUGGUCACUUGCGAGCUGGACAUCACAAAAUUUGGCACUCGCUUCUGCUCGCUCAGUUGUCUGCUAUGCUGCUAUUUAUCGAAAAAUGAAAAGUUAAAAAUGUCAUGUCACUACGAUAAAAUGAAUGAUUAUCAAAACUGGGGCAAAAAUUUGGACGACUUUUUAAAAACCGAUUGAGGUGUCUCAAUCGUCCCAAUGUAUGGGGGACAUCAUUCAUAUGCUCUAAACAAGAGCCGUCCAGGAGAUUCAUAUUUUUUCUAGCCUGUCAGGCGAUGUAUGUGCCAAAUGCGUGAUGUGGUUACUGUGCCAACAUAUAUUAGAGUGUGCAUGUGUGUAUACAGAGCUAUUGCAGGGACAUGAGGGCACAUCUCAUUAGCUCGAGCCAAUGUGCGCUUUGUUUGUGCCUGUUCCAGUGCUGUUUGCCUAUUCUGUUAUUCAGCACUUCCACUGAGUAAGGCUAAAGUCAGAAGGCUCGCACAAUGUGUGUAUGCUUCAUUAAACACAGGUGUCAUAAGAGCAUUUUGAUCUAUGUAUAAAGCAGGUAAGUUCAAUAUCUAUAUUGAUUUUGUACUAUAAUUCUCCCAAAUCAACGCUGAACAUGUAGAUACUGAUGGCUACGUUAUUUGUUUUGAGCUUGUUUUGGCAACCUGAAUUUAUCCCCAUGAAAUAUUGCCACUGCAAUUUACAUUUUAUUGUUGUAUUGUUUUUGUUAAGGUAAUAAAAUAUUUUUUU
Messenger RNA from Dermacentor silvarum, 8811 nucleotides. RefSeq names its product protein vav (gene Vav). The record is from RefSeq and is a predicted model, not a curated record. Gene Ontology annotation, biological process: regulation of GTPase activity; cell migration; intracellular signal transduction. The transcript is spliced from 24 exons. Gene Ontology annotation, cellular component: cytoplasm. Gene Ontology annotation, molecular function: guanyl-nucleotide exchange factor activity; protein binding. Lineage: Eukaryota; Metazoa; Arthropoda; Arachnida; Ixodida; Ixodidae. The coding region runs from base 1252 to 3681 and encodes 809 amino acids.